Molecule: messenger RNA, 354 nt
Organism: Nematocida major
Lineage: Eukaryota; Fungi; Microsporidia
Exons: 1
Coding region: 1-354 (117 amino acids)
Source: RefSeq, a predicted model, not a curated record
AUGGACAGACUGAAGCAGAUCGUAGGCAGGAAGAACCCGCUGAAACGGGCAGAGGGCAUGUGCAGCAUACUGGAAAACACGGAAGGAGGAGAUAUCGCCCUGAUUCCCACGCACAGCAAUUUUCAGAUGCCAGAAGUCUUUCUGUCCACGCGCAUACUCCCAGAGUGCGAGGCGUACUUUAUGCAGGAGAGCGAAGAGAUGAGCAAGGGAAAAAUAGAGGAGUGGAACGAAAGAGUGGACCGGGUGAUGGAGGACCUCUCUGUUGACUUUGUCAUAAUGGAGGCGCAGAAAGCCCCGCCCAGCGAGAUCAGCCUGCUGGAGAGAGUCCAGAAAACCCUUGGGUACACAAAAUAA